CUACUCUGAAUCAAUCAGAGCGGUCAGGACUAGUGAUCUUUGAAGAGUCGUAGGCCUGUCAUCCCCGCCGAAAAGGACACGCCAUACGUCACGGUUUCCGAGAUAGCUUCGGUUCCGACACACAAGGCAAAUCGAAAUAGGAAACUUCCAACAUCAAGAUUGCACCACCUUGCCUUGAUCUUUGCAACUCAAGCAGCUGAGAAAGACUUCACACACAAGAUAAAGAACCUCGGUCACCAAACGCCUGAAGAUACGAGCCCAUGCCUCGAGGAGUAUGUCUUCACCUCCCUCGACGAAUCUAGACUCAUCGGAUCAUGUACAACUAGAAAUCGAGAAGAACGAUAAGUUAGCGAGUUCAGAGGUCGGCACGGGAGUGCAGCAGAGCGACGAAGGACGCCGAUCGGAUGUCGGGAUACAGGGGCAAGAUGUUGAUGGGGGGAUCAGUUCUGGAGAAGCACAGACAUCGGAUAAUACUGUGAAUUCUACGGAAAGGUCAGCUGGAGAUGCGAAGGAGGAUGUCAUCCAGGCAGCAGAAGUACCAACCACUGGGAUACAGCGUGAGGAUGGCUCAGCAGAGGCUUCGAGCCAUGAAGAUCAGAGGAUGAGAAAAGCAGACUGGACAGAUGCGGAAGGAUCCGGUAUACCUUCAGAGGACAAGUUCGCAGCCCCGAGGACAGAUUCGUCAGAACCGACCGACUCAUCUCAGCAGGGAGAACAGGUUACGAAUGCAGCCGAGACGACGAGUCCCCUUGUAUCAGCCACUACGGAAACUCCGGAUACAUCGGCCACCCCGACAAACGUUCCCACCGCCCAAUCAGAUAUACCGACAUCUUCCUUCGUUAGGGUGAACUCACCAGCCGCCGGCUCAUCUAGCUCGAUCUUCAGCUCGGCACCAAAGAAGUUUAGUACUGUCAACAUCAAUAAGAAGUUCUUGGGCAAGACGUCGGCUAGUCCGGUCGCCGGAGCUGCGCCACCUAAUGUUCUAGGGGCCAAGCCUACAGGCGCUUUGGGUAGCCUCAUCCGGCCCUCGAUCUCUCCGAACCCAUCCUCGACCUCAACACCCAAGUUGACGAGUGCCAAAUUGACAUCGGUCAUCAGCUCGAAACCCGGAACGGGGCUACUCUCAAGUGCACCGGCUGUCGGUUGGGCGAAACCCUCCCCUAGACCGUCACCAGGUUUGUCACCAUCGAAUGAUCACUCCAUGCUAUCAUCUCCCGCAUCCGCCACCGAAAUAUUGCGGCCGACACCAUCAGCAUUGGGGUCGUUGAAGAGGGGUCAGCUAACAACGCCGUCGACAGGACUCGGGAUGGGGAUGGGGAGCAAGAUGAAGAAAGAAUGGGCACCUAUUGCUUCUGGAGAGGGAUUCAGGUCCGGGCUGGGUCGGGAGUUCCCGACCGCUGGCGAGGUCAUCGAAGGUCAAAGGCAAGCCCAAUCUCAAGCGCAGUCUAUCGCUCAGGCUCGAGCUGCCCAUAAUGCUGCCCUUAUCGAAGGCCUCGAUUCGUUCCGGGGCGUCAAUCGCGACCCGAAAAUGCAUUACUGGGACGAGGAUGAUGACGAGAACGCUGUUGAUGAUGUCAUAGACUUUGGUGACGGGAGAGCAUACAACAUUGCGGCGAUCUCCAACCCAGCAGCACCGCCACCUGACACGAAAGAGCUCGAAAGGAUCCAAGAGGGCCCCGUCAGCAAGGAUGAACGGUUUGCAGAAGACUUUGAUAGGAGUUGGCCGCCAAGAGGACCGCCGACGAUGAACAAUCAGGCCUCGAAAGCACUAUAUAAUGAUCGCUCCAAUCGAUUCGAAGAGCACGCCAGCAAGAUCCAGAACCAGGCUGUACCGAGGCCGCAACAGAUACUAUCACGGCAGCCUCGCAGGAGUAGCUUCGAUCAACCUGGACCUGCGGUCGAGCUCGACCAGAACCGAGCACAGGCUCUUCAUCUUCGAGAUGGGUCGCGCCCUCUCCCACCUCAUCUGGCUGGUCGCGGGUCGGAAAGACCACCAGCGAUGUCGUCGCGAGAUGCAGAAAGGCCUUCCGCAAAUAUGGCAGGUAGUCUCAGAUCUCUUCAGCACGACUUGCCACCUCAUCUUCGAGACGGACCACCGCGACCGCCUCAUACCCAGCCUGGCGUGGCUUCCCGACCUGAGCGACAUUUCCCACCGCAUCUUGAUCAUGGCUCCGAGUCCGAGCGCGCACCGCGCCCGGACCGAUGGGCCACAAGAGAGAGGGAAAAUGUAUUGAACCCAGAAAUUACCACACCGGAUUCCGGCCGUCCCCGGAUCCAACAGGUCCCAUCAGCAGCAGCAGCUAUGGGUAAUGAUCACGCAAAUGUUGACGCACGAUCUUCACCGGUACACUCUCCGAAGGCCAUCACAAAUCUUCCAAGCACGUCAGAGGUCGCACCCAUCUCCACCACCGGAGGCGAUGUAACGGUAGCGCAAAAGGAUGAGAUGCACGAGGCGGCUGAGCGCGCUAGAUUGCGACGACAACAGGAAGAGUCGGAAAGGGAGGCCAGGGCGGAGAGAGCUCGUCAGAAGGCCAAGCAGUUGGAAGACAAGAUGAAAGAAUCAGAGGCUGCCAAAGCGGCAGUCGCACCAGCACCCAUAACUACAUCGCCCAUCAUUUCCAAAAUACUGCCGCGCCCGAUCGAUGCAGCUUCACAGACAGCUGGAACGUCACAACCCCUACCGCCGGGUCUGCGCCCGGUUGACACUGCAAAUGUGAACGCCCGACCUGGUCAGGUCAGCGUCGGAGAUUUGCGUCGGGCUGAGUACUCAGACGUCUGGAGGAGAGGCGCUCAGCCUCAGCCCGUUUCGAACGGCCUCAGCGAAAUUGCAAGAACGCCUGCGACGCAACGACUUUCUCCCACAUUGCCCAAGCGUCCUUUCGACACUCAGAAGGAUGCCAAGCCGGUUGACGCAGCGCGUAAUAUCCGUGAACGACCGCCCCAUCCGAUGAUACCAAGCAUUGCUCUCGACCAGUCAUCCGGGGGAGCGCCAGUAACGGUCCAAUUCGCCGACUUCGGGAAGGAUGAAGGAUCCCGUAGUCCCGUCCGAUCCGUUUCCAGGGCUAUGCCGUUCGGUGAUGGGGAGGCGGAAGGAUCUCGCUUCGGGAAGAGGCUGAAUGAUGCUGGAACUUGGCGCAAAUCAUCAACAACUCCAGCUCAAGCUCGCACUGGACCAGAGCCUGACCUCUCCUCGGUAGCUCGAGGGGGAGAAAGAUCAUCUGCCGUCUCCGCAUACCAACCGGGGGUGUCGUCCGCAUCAGACUUCACCAUCCAAGCGGCAGAAUCCCCGUCACAAGCGGUCGAUGCAGGAACGACGAUCGGGGAAAAGGUCAGGCGAUCAUCUCGGCCAGCUGAGUCGGAAAACAACUUCGACGAGAUUAUGGCUCGCAUCAAAUCCGCGAUCGUGGCUGAAAAUUCGGCAGCAACCCACGCUCGAGACGUGCCUUCCACUCAGGCUCCCGUUCCAGCGCGCGAAGAGCAACCGAGCGGUCCAGGCCAUCCGGCUGAUCCAACACCGGCGUCACCUGUCCGGACAACCAGGAGGAUCAUCUCUGAAGAGGCCAGGAAACCACCACUUCCCGUCCGAUAUAUUCCCUUACCUCUACCUGGCGACUUUAGCACGACUACAGCACCUCUGCCUUCUGAACCGGCACCAGCAUGGAAGACCUACGUGAUCAGACUGCCAAAAUCGCGUAAACCUCAACGACCGUUAUCGCGAAAGCGGACGCGAUCGGAUUACAUAGCUCCUGUACCUCUCGGAUGGGCAUUAUCUUGGAGCCCGCCUUUUGAGCAGCUGAAUCCUAACACGCUCUCGCGUGACGAUUGGUUGCUUCCCCCAAAUUAUAUACGAGGCAAAGCUGCUGCACCUGUUUCCUUGCCUCAGGGCGUAUUCAAGCCAUUCGUAGCACCGCCCGCUGCUCCUGUGAAUUGGAACCGACAAGAAUCCGAGGAAGCGGUCCCGGUGGUCAAGGAGUCUUCACAGACAGUCUCGCUAGAGGAGUCGAGGGCGCAAGAAAGCGUCGUGCGCAAAAUAGUGGUCAAUCUGCCUAGACGUUCCCACGGAUCUGCGGUCGCGCGGUCUGCCAGUGCGGCAUCAAUCGCUUAUCCCUACAAAGACGGUAAAGCACAGGAAUACCUAUCAAUGGUUCCUGUCGAAGCUGUUCAAACCACGGAGGACCUGGAUUCGCUAUUAGCCUCACCUACCCCUUCGGAGAUUCCUCUGCCUGCAUCUAGCAGUCGGGACCGCAACGCAGCGAGGGCAACACCCAAUCGUCGACUACCCGACGGAACCGGUGUCAUCUUUGCACGCCCGCAUGGUAGCUCGUUUUCCGAAGAUGCCGAGGCCAAAUCAUCCAUGCGUUUCAUGGUGUCGAGCGAGCUUGAGAUCGACAACUUGCUGGAGGAAGUGAACAACAUGAGUAUGGACGGCUUGACGGAAACCAUUCCUGAGUCUUCCAACUCUACUAUCAGGAAGCAGGAAGAACCGACAUCCCAUCGAGGUCAAAAUAUCGCUCGCAGCCAGGCAACUUCCCCGAAUACCGCAGCUAGCGCUGCAUGGGCCAAAUCGAUGACCUAUCCUACGUCGCAAGCCAAUCAAAACUUGUCCAAUCGUGACCAUAUCAAGAACGUUUGGUCACAGGCAGGGAACGAUAACCUACAGCAGCAGAGCGGCAAUUCUCUCAUAGGUAUCGUCGAUGACCUUCCCCCUUCGUUGUCGGUAUCUAUGCACGACUUGAAAGAAGAGAGCGACAAACAGGAUCGACGUCAAACCCAAUUGGAUGCUGAAAGCCCUCGUUUCGCGACGGUGGGAGCGGUGAGAUCAGAAUCCUUCGAUCGCAUGCCGUACGGUCGCUUGCAACCGGCAGCUACGGGCGAGUCAGACUCUACGGAUGCACACGUCUAUGGCUCUGUCUCCCAGAUGCCAAACGGAACGAGUUAUGGAUAUCCCCUCACCAACGACACCCCUUCACCCAACCUACGCCAUGCCGGACAUCUCCGGUCAUCCUUCUCGGGUCAACACUCGCUGUCGAAUGGAGUGACCAGCACGCCCAGCGUGAGUGGUCUACCCGGUCAACAUCGGGGCCAACAUGGUGUAUGGGUUCCCCUGAACCAAGCUGGCAUGUCAUCGAGUUCUGGUAUGACGGCUGCGAUGAACGGAUAUAUGGGCAUGCCGGUCUCUCCCGUUUAUGGGUCCGCUGCGCCUCUGCAGAAAGGGAAUGGCCGAUCAUCUCACAAUGGAUACCCCGGCACUGCGCAAACAAGCGGAGGGAUGUAUUCGCACCCUACAGGUCCACUCGAUUCGCCUUCCAUGUCGUAUAUGCGUCCGGCUUUGCCCAUCAACAACUCCUAUCAGGCAGCGGGUCCACAGUCCGCCUAUCCAGCAUCGACCCAAUCAUAUUCUAUGCGAGAUGGGUAUACCAAUUAUGGCAUGAACGGAAACGGGAUGCGUCAAAGUGGGACAGGUCCGACCGGGCCUGGGCACUCCCGGUACGCUAGUAUGGGAUCAAUGCGAAGCGGUGGACAUGGUAGCAAUAAUUAUGGGCAGUCCAACUAUACUGACCAAGCACCGGCUCGAGGGUUAGGAAUGAGCGGUGGAUACAACGGGAUGAACGGGAUGUCGAUGCCCGGAUCGUCUCGGGCGUUGGGAGGCAGCCCCAACACCGGCAGAUUGGGAAGCGGGGGCAUCAGUGCAAGCGGGGCAGGGAAACGGCCAUGGUAGAUUCACAGGAGAAAUUGAAUACUUGUGCAUGUAUCGUCUUUAUGCGCGUUUUCCGUACGCGAUGAUCGGAAUAUCAUUUUACGCUCCUCCGAAAGGCGCC
Filobasidium floriforme is the source of this 5819-nucleotide messenger RNA. RefSeq lists its product as uncharacterized. The coding region runs from base 275 to 5719 and encodes 1814 amino acids. Lineage: Eukaryota; Fungi; Basidiomycota; Tremellomycetes; Filobasidiales; Filobasidiaceae. The record is from RefSeq and is a predicted model, not a curated record. The transcript is spliced from 7 exons.